AUGAGACCACCACCGGGCCUUGAAGACACUAUCGGACCUGGAAAGGUGUUUAAGCUCAGGAAAGCUAUCUACGGUCUAAAACAAUCACCAAGGGCUUGGUAUCACAAACUAAGCUCAACACUUCUUGAUAAAGGCUUUAGAAGAUCAGAAGCUGAUCAUACAUUGUUCACAUAUCCAAGCCAAAGAGGUAAUAUUGUCAUUCUCAUAUAUGUUGAUGAUAUUAUCAUCUCUGGGAAUGACAAGGUAGGCAUUCAAGAUACCAAACAAUACCUUAGAUCUAUAUUUGAUAUUAAAGAUCUUGGAGAACUAAAGUACUUUCUUGGGAUAGAAGUAUGUCGUUCGGAAGAAGGAGUCUUCUUAUCACAAAGAAAGUACACACUUGAUCUUUUGAAAGAUGUAGGUAAGCUUGGAGCAAGACCUGUUGAAACACCACUCGAAGAAAAAUACAAGUCAAACCGUAAGGGGGAGUCCAAUGAAGCUCUGUUCGAAGAUGUAAAACAGUAUCGACGGUUGGUAGUUAAGCUCAUUUAUCUCACCAUAACUCGACCUGAUAUAUGUUUUGCUGUGAACCAGGUAAGCCAACAUAUGCAAAAGCCAACAGUACUUCAUUGGGAGAUGGUGAGCCGCAUACUCAAGUAUCUCAAAGGAGCUCCUGGUCAAGGCAUUUGGAUGGUAUGUAACAAGAAUACAGAGCUUGUAGGAUACUGUGAUGCAGAAUAUGCUGGAGAUCGUGGAGAUAGACGCUCAACGACCGGUUACUGUACAUUUGUGGGAGGAAACCUCGUUACUUGGAAGAGUAAAAAGCAAAAGGUGGUCUCUCUCUCAAGUGCUGAAUCAGAAUACAGGGCAAUGAGGAAGCUCACAACCGAACUAAUGUGGCUCAAAGCUCUCUUAAAGGACCUCGGCAUCAACAUUCCAAGACCGAUCACAAUGCACUGCGAUAAUGAAGCGGCAAUUCACAUUGCAAACAACUCAGUAUUCCAUGAAAGGACCAAACACAUAGAAGUGGAUUGUCAGAAAGUCAGGGAACAAGUUCAACUUGGAGUGAUUCUACCAUGUCACACCGAGAGUUCUGAACAAUUGGCAGACAUCUUCACCAAAGCAGCAAGUUCAAAGGUUUUUGAGUACAUACACUCCAAACUCGGGCUCAUGGACCUAACGAGGCCGCAAGUGAAGACCCUAAACUACUGA
This is a messenger RNA of Camelina sativa (false flax), 1191 nucleotides long. NCBI's taxonomy places the organism in Eukaryota, Viridiplantae, Streptophyta, Magnoliopsida, Brassicales, Brassicaceae. The record is from RefSeq and is a predicted model, not a curated record.